CGGUCAGCACCGCGGACAGAGGCACCCAGCAACCGCGCCAUUGACCUUCCUGCUUCGCUUGCGCCCGCCGGUUGCCCACAAGACUCGCGCCAUGACCGCGGAGGCUUACCUGCAAGAAGCGACGGUCUCGGCAAGCCAGUUUUUCGCGAUCUGGCGCCAUUACGACGCUGACGGCAAUGGAUACAUGGAUGGAAACGAACUUCAGGGUUUUAUCCAAGAACUGCAGCAGGCACGACAGAAAGCUGGCUUGGGCUUAACCCCAGAAAUGAAAACUUUUGUGGACCAUUUUUCAAAGAGUUCUGAUGGAAAAAUAGGAAUUGUAGAGCUUGCUCAGAUACUGCCAACAGAAGAAAACUUCCUAUUAUUCUUUAGAUGCCAGCAGCUGAAGUCUAGUGAAGAUUUCAUGCAGACGUGGCGAAAGUAUGAUAGUGACCAUAGUGGAUAUAUUGAUGCUGAAGAGCUUAAGAACUUUUUGAAAGAUUUACUGCAGAAAGCAAACAAACAGAUUGAUGAUUCAAAACUAUCAGAAUACACAGAUAUUAUGCUCAAGAUGUUUGAUGAAAACAAUGACGGAAAGUUGGAACUGACAGAAAUGGCCCGGUUAUUGCCAGUACAGGAAAACUUUCUCCUUAAAUUUCAGGGUAUUAAGAUGUGUGGAAAGGAAUUUAAUAAAGUUUUCGAUACAUUUGAUUCAGAUGGGAAUGGCUACAUAGAUGAACAGGAAUUAGAUGCUUUGCUAAAAGAUCUCUGUGAAAAGAAUAAAAAGGAACUAGAUAUCAAUAACCUUGCAACCUACAAGAAGAACAUUAUGGCCUUGUCUGAUGGAGGAAAACUUUACAGAACAGAACUUGCUCUCAUCCUCUGCGCUGGUGAAAAUUAAGAGUCCAUCUCUCAUUUCCACUCCAACUAGUAAUAUAUUGUAUCUUAAAAAAACAAAAACAAAAUUAACUGUGCAUUAUAAGAGAGUAGGCUUUAUUUCUUUUAUACUUUGUAAAUUUAAAAUCGCAUAUAGAUAAUUAGCCAGGUUAUGUGGCACAUUCUUUUCAGCUUGUUUCUACUAUGUUCGUAAUGUACAGCUUUUGUAACUAAAGAGGUUGUCUUAAUUUACCCUGGGCCAGUCUGUCAAUGCAUUUACCAAUAAACACAGCUUUGUUUCUGUGAGACAUGGGAGAAGAUUUUAACUGAGAUUGGUAUCGGCUAGGUCACCAUUAAGCAAAUAGAUUUUCGGCAAUGUCAGAAAGAAACACACAUUCAAAAUCAGUUUAGGAUGAGGGUGGAUUUCUUCUUUUUCUUUUUCCUUCCUUUUCUUCUAAAGGAAUGUAGUACAUGGGUAAGAGGGAGGCUGUUGGGAUCCACCAGAAUCGUGUGGUGGCAUCAUCUUCUAGAAAGUGAUUUUUGUCAAGUGUACUAUAAGUCAAUCAGUCCAAAAAGACUAGUCACCUCUUUCAUGGGUAUCAAACUCAUUGCAAUCACAUGACUUUUUUCUCCUUUGCGGAGCUGGGGUGGGCAUAGCCUGUGUGUGACAUCCAGACCAUAGACUGCUAGUUUGACACCCCUGUUCUAGGAGAUAUCCAGUGGUGGGAUUCAGCCAGUUCGCACCACUUCGGGAGAACCGGCUGUUAACUUUCUGAGCAGUUUGGCAAACAGAUUGUUGGAAGAAAUCAUCAGGGCAGAAACCGAUUGUUAAAUAACGUGAAUCCCACCACUGGAGAUAUCCCAUAUCUAAAUAUAUCUGAAAACACUAUGAAAUGUUUUAAGAAGUUCAUUAUUAGCAAACCAGUUUCAGUCGAGAAAGGAUUUGGGCAUAGACACAUCAGCAGUGCAUUAGUUUACUAUGAUCACGUCAACUUCCAAUAUGUUAUAAAUGUCUUGCUCUCCAGCUUCCUUAAAUUCACUACCAAGGUCAACAGAGGCUCUGGAUGUGAAGGUGCUGAACUUCCUGAGUUUUUAAGUUUCCUUGUUGCCUGGCAAGAACAACAUUGUAUUUUUACUGGACAAAUGGCAUAUUUCUUAUCAGUUAAAAAUCAAUAAACAAAUUUGCCUCAUAUUUUACUUUCAAUCGUUAGCAUUUGUAAAUGCUGUUAUGUCAGAGAAUGUCAGUCCAUUUUUCUAAAACUAUUUCCAUAUUUUGCAUAAUAUAACUCUUGCAAACUGCUGUUUUUACAUCAUUCUGUGUAAUCUAUAAUUAAAUUUAAUAUGCUAAUAUACUAGUACACAAUUUGUUUGAUAUUCUGUUUUAUCAGAUAAUAAUAAAGGAUACACAAUCACACAGAUCAAUUGACAACCCAGCUAAUUUUCCAACUUUAGCAAAUCCUCCAAUUACCACAAGAAAUAGUCAAUUUAUCUCCUAAUUUUUAUAAGUGGUUGAGACAUAUUCAAAGCAAAUAAAAUUGCUUUAUCAUCCAUGUACUGUACCUAACCUAGAAAUGAAGGAGCACAGAAAACCAUGUGUCUGACUCAUACCUACAUCACAAAUUCCAUUUAAUUAUUUUGGGUAGAAUUUUGUCGUUUAGUUGUAACAAUCCAAUAAAACAAUCCAAUAAAAAUACACUGUACUACCUGUUUACCGCAAAAGGAAGCUAUAGAGGCUGACUCUCAAUCAUAUCAAUUUAAAUGGCAUUAUAUAAAACAUUAAAAAUAUUGUUUAUCAAAUCUUCAUACAUUCAUUUAUUUUAAUUGAUUUGGGGAAACUAUUUCAUUGGUCUAAAAUUUAUUCACUGCUUCCACUUCCAAACAAACGUGAUAAUAUUCCCAAGUCUGUAUUAAUGUUGAUUUAACUUGUGAUGCAUCUAUUUUAUUACUGUAUACUUUCUUGAUCAAUCUAUUCCUUUAUAUUUUCAAAGAGUUACUUAAUAUAAGGUUGCAAUUUUUCCUACCAUAUGACUAGAAUGUACAUUUCACUGAUACAAAUGAGAUCCAAUUAGCAAGUGCUUGUAUAUAUAUUUUUUAAUUUGU
Molecule: messenger RNA, 2955 nt
Organism: Ahaetulla prasina
Lineage: Eukaryota; Metazoa; Chordata; Lepidosauria; Squamata; Colubridae
Gene: CALB1
Product: calbindin 1
Exons: 11
Coding region: 92-880 (262 amino acids)
Biological process (GO): regulation of presynaptic cytosolic calcium ion concentration; regulation of long-term synaptic potentiation
Cellular component (GO): nucleus; synapse; dendritic spine
Molecular function (GO): calcium ion binding
Source: RefSeq, a predicted model, not a curated record